GCAGGAGGUGUCCCGGUUGUGAAAGCUGGGCUGACUCAGCGCCGUGCACCGGCCCGUGGGACGUUCUGCUCCAAACAUCCUGUCUGAGGGCCACCUCCCCGUGGUGGCUUCCCCCUUUAUCUGCCUCUUCUGAGUAACAGCAGCUCCUUGCUGCCACAUCUGGAGGAGGAGGAGGACGGGCAGGAGCCGCAGGUCCAGCAAGCCAGCCUGAUGCCAACAACUUUCCUUGGCAGUGCCCUCCGGGGCACCUUCUUCUUCAUUUUUGGUCUCUGGUGGUCUGUCAAAUACCCUCUGAGGUAUCUCAGGAGGAAGAGCAGCAGUGAGAGCCAGCUGAGCUAUGGGGUCCAGCGUGUGGAAGUCUUGGAAGGGGCAGUCAAAUCCUUCUUUGCUCUGACAGGGAUACUGGCGGAGCAGUUUGUUCCCACUGGUCCUCACCUGCAGCUGUACAGCCCCAAGACACACAGCUGGACAGACCUCACCCACUGGCACUACACCACCAUGUACCUCUUCUUCCUCCUCUCUGGCAUCGUGGACAUUGUCUCCCACUCCCUGCUCAGGCUGCCGCUCGGCUUAGACCGCCUGGCGCUGGGCAUGGCUCUGCUCGUGGAAGGUUUGCUCUUCUGUUUCCAUGACAACAGUGAUGCUACACUGGAUCACCAUGUCCACUCCCUGCUGGCCAUGGCUGUCUUUGCUGGAGCCCUCUGUGUCUUCCUGGAGGUGUUCCUUCGAGACCACAUCAUCCUGGAGAUCUUCAGGACCAGCUUCUUCCUUCUCCAGGGCUCUUGGCUUUGGCAGAUUGGGUUUGUGCUGUCCCCUCCAUGGGGAGGCCCAGGCUGGGAUCAGACUGACCUCAGCAACUUCGCCUUCCUCACCAUGUGCUUCUGCUGGCACUACGUGGGCACUCUGGCUGUCCUGGCAGCCAACGCUGCUGCAUCUCGGUGCUGCAACGAGUCCUGCCAGCUGAAGUUCGGGGACAUCGACGUGGAGCUGGACUGUGGCAUGUGCAUCCGCAGAGGCACCAAGAGCUCUGACAGCAGCCUGCUGCCCGACAGCCCCUCAGAUGACAAAUGAGGCCGUGGUGGGCAUGGGAGGUCCUUCCCUGCUCAAGGCUUGUGAGAUGAGGUUUUGGAUUCAGUCUCAAUCAACGACACCAGCAGCUGGUGGUGGAGCAGCAGAGGUGGGAGGCAGGAGACGGAGAGGAGAGCGCGGCAGGAGCGGUGCUGCAGCUGGGGUCCUGAACUGCAGGACUGGUUUGCUGGUGGAGCCCAACCAGUGUGGCAAACUCAGCCUCUUUCAAUGUGUUCUUUUCCCUUCUGCUUCUGGAGAAGGGAACCAAACCAGUGCUGACAGCUGCUGGUGGCUGCUGCUCGCUCUGGCGCUCACAGAGGGGGGAUUUGUACAGAGCUUGAUGUGCACCCAGCACAGGUGAUGACCAAUAAAGUCCUUUAACCACCCCC
This is a messenger RNA of Pogoniulus pusillus (Red-fronted tinkerbird), 1457 nucleotides long. RefSeq names its product transmembrane protein 45B-like. The record is from RefSeq and is a predicted model, not a curated record. The coding region runs from base 211 to 1071 and encodes 286 amino acids. Lineage: Eukaryota; Metazoa; Chordata; Aves; Piciformes; Lybiidae. The transcript has 6 exons.